This is a messenger RNA of Ricinus communis (castor bean), 3161 nucleotides long. RefSeq names its product protein EMBRYO SAC DEVELOPMENT ARREST 30. Gene Ontology annotation, cellular component: chloroplast; cytoplasm; Golgi apparatus. Lineage: Eukaryota; Viridiplantae; Streptophyta; Magnoliopsida; Malpighiales; Euphorbiaceae. The record is from RefSeq and is a predicted model, not a curated record. The transcript has 10 exons. Bases 647 to 2635 code for a protein of 662 amino acids.
GAAAAGAAAGAUAGGGAGGGCGUGUGCUACAAACAAACAGUACUUUUCCUUCCAACCAUCACUGUUGUCUGUUUGUUUGUUCAGAGCUUCUUCUUCUUCUUCUGCUGCCAGAUAAACAAUUUUUCUUUUUUGUUAAUAAUCAAAUUGUUAAAUAAGAUUUAAAUAAAAAUCAAAAAGUUACACAGAAUCUUCUCCUCUCUUCUGUUUUCAAUUUUUCUUUUUAAAGAUUUAUUGAUUUUGAUUUUAACUUCCUAUUCAUUUCAUAUUCCCUUCCAAAUCUAACACUUCGCACUCUCACUCUAACACAGACUCUCUCUCUAUUCUUAAUUUCUUAACAAAUCAAUUUCUCGAGAUUUCAAAUCUCCCGGAUUCUCUCCUCUGCUCAAUUGUCGAAGCAAAACAUAAACAUUUUAAAUCUCAAUCUCCCAAAUCUCAGCUAAUUUUGUUUAACGAUCUGUUGACUAUCAAUCAGGCUUUAAUCUUUACCUUUUUUUACAGGUAAUGAUGGGUAUGCCUUUCUAUCAAUUUCAAGGAGCUCACUUUUUGUUUUAACGUGUCUUAAUUGUGGUUUUUUGAAUUGGGAAUGUAGGGUUUAAAAUUGGCAUUUAAAAACAAAAAAAAAGUUCCCAAGUUAAAUUUGUUAUGAAUGAAGAUGGUGCUAUUCAAAUCCAAGAUAAAAUGGAUAGCUUUAUUAGUGCUAAUACUAUCAACUGGAUCUCUGGUCAUUCACCUUUCUAUUACCAAGUUCUCAAGUUCCGGCAUAUUGCCUUAUAAUUCAGAGAAAGAUGUGGGUCUUGAAAUUCCUCCUUCAUCAAUUAAGAAUUUUAGAAAUCCCAAGUUAUGGGGUGUUGUUAAGCCGUUACAGUCCUUACAGCCUUAUGCAAACCCAAGAAGCAGCUAUCCAGCUCCAAAAGAAAAGAACAAUGGUUAUAUUUAUGCAAAGAUUUUCGGUGGAUUUGAGAAGAUAAGAUCUUCGAUCUGUGAUCUUGUCACCAUAUCCAGGCUUCUAAAUGCUACCCUUGUCAUUCCAGAGAUUCAAGAAAGUCUUCGGUCAAAAGGCGUUAGUUCCAAAUUCAAGAGCUUUUCCUAUCUCUAUGACGAGGAGCAGUUCAUUGCAUCACUUAAAAAUGAUAUAAUUGUGGUCAAGAGCCUACCUGAUAAUUUGAAAGCAGCUAGGAAAAAGAAUGCGUUCCCUACGCUUAAGCCCAAAAGUUCUGCUUCUCCAAAUUUUUAUUUUAAGGAUAUUUUGCCUAAGUUAAAGAAAGCCAAGGUUAUUGGACUGGUGCUUGCUGAUGGAGGAUGCUUGCAGUCAAUUCUUCCACCUAGCAUGUAUGAGUUUCAGAGGCUUAGAUGCCGAGUUGCUUUUCAUGCUCUUCAAUUUCGUCCAGAGAUUCAGGUGCUUGGUCACCAGAUGGUUGAGAGGUUAAGAGCACGGGGUCAACCUUUCCUUGCCUUUCAUCCUGGCCUGGUGCAGGACAAAUUGGCAUAUCAUGGCUGUGCAGAACUUUUCCAGGAUGUUCACACUGAACUCAUACAAUAUCGAAGGGCACAGAUGAUCAAGCAAGGGAUUCUUAGUGAAGAGCUUAGCACAGAUUCACAUUUACUUAGAGAAAAUGGGUCAUGCCCUCUUAUGCCGGAAGAGGUUGGACUUCUUCUCCGAGCAAUGGGCUACCCUCCCACUACAACGAUAUAUGUAGCAGGUUCUGAAACUUUUGGUGGUCAACGUGUUCUGAUUCCUCUUCAUGCCAUGUUUGCCAAUGUGUUAGAUCGCACUUUAUUGUGCAACAAUCAAGAGUUGUCCGACUUGGUUGGUCCUGAAACACUUCUUCCUCUUGAUUCUUUUCGUCUACCUCCUCCCAAAAGUGAGGAGCAACUCAAAGAAGAGUGGAAGAAGGCAGGCCCUCGACCUCGACCUCUUCCUCCCCCUCCAGACAGACCCAUCUAUCGACAUGAGAAAGAAGGUUGGUAUGGUUGGAUCACUGAGACUGAUGUUGAACCAGAUCCUUCACCAAUGGAUCUAAGGCGGCAAGCACACAGAUUACUCUGGGAUGCUCUUGAUUACCUUGUCUCUUUGGAAGCAGAUGCAUACUUCCCUGGUUUUAGUAACGAUGGAAGUGGAUGGCCAGAUUUUUCAAGCUUAGUCAUGGGACAGCGACUUUAUGAAAGUGCUGCUUCUAGAACAUAUCGGCCGGAUAGGAAAAUACUUGCAAAAUUUUUUAAAAUUACGCGCGAUAAUAUGUAUCAUCCAAAGCAAAAUUGGACACUUUCAGUGAGAGAACACCUCAAUAAAAGCUUGCGGGAGGAUGGUCUGAUCCAGCAGUCACUUUUGUCAAAACCAACUUCAUUUCUCUCACAUCCGCUCCCUGAAUGCUCUUGUAGAAUAUCAUCUUCUGAGUUUCGAACUCCUGUAGAAGGCAAUGAUGGUAGAUAUCUAUAUGGAGGUGAGGAUGAAUGCCCCGAAUGGAUACAGCGUGGACAAGAAGUUGUUCCUUUGGGAGUAGAAGGGGGUAAAUAUGUUGAGAAUGAGUCUGAAAAUGAGAAUGAUGUGGUUCAACAAGAAUCUGAUGAUAGCGAUGGUAAGAGUAGUGGAACUCUACCUAUGGAUCAGGACGAUGAAUGGGAUCCUAACGACUAGAACUGGAUGUGCAACAAUUUCAUUUGCUUUUAUUAUGAAGUUGGUGUUUGCUCCAGCAAAUAUCUUUUGGAAUGAGGUAUUUUGGGACUAAAGGUGACACCUCGAGAGAAUUCUUUUGCUUCAUAGCGACAACUUAGCUUUCCAAGGAAAAUAAAUUCAGAUUUAUUCUUUCCAGGUAGAUUGAGGACUUCUUCAGUUACAGAUAGAAAAACAAAACUUCAUAUACCUUCAUACAACAAACAUUUUGGACGUCUCAACAGUGAGAAUCGAGAAACGCCAAUGCAGCUUAGAAUAGUUGAUUGCAGCAUGUAAUUCAAAUGAAAGUUAAAGUUAGAUUAUUGAAGAUUAUUCGAGGAAAUUGAAGUUGGAGGAUGUCAUAUUGGGUAGCUUGCAAUCAGUUCCACUCAAUCGAUUGAGUAUUUGUUUCUGUUUCUUUUUUUUUUUCCUUGUGUAAACAAUGUUCCUCGUGGAGUGUAAAGUUGCUUCGUAAAGGGAAUCAAUGAAUGAAAGAGUUUUUUCAUUAUUA